AUGAUCGAAUAAUCCUAAUUUUUUCUAAUACAUUAAUUAGAAAAACAAAUGCAAUAUCUAUACAACUAUCCUCAAUUCGUUGAUGAUUUAGGAUAGAUCAGUUAGGAGCUGAAAAACGAGUUAAUAAAAUUCUUAGGGAAAUAGUCUGUAUUAAAUUUAGUGUUACUAUAGUAGUAAUAACUUUUACAGAAAAUGAAUGUUCUUAAUAAUUAUCUAAUAUCAAAUGAAACUUAAUCAACCAUUUAAGAAUCUAAAUUAGACAGUGUGGUUGUAAUAUCUCAAGGUGAAGAAAAAAUAAAUGAUAAAAAUAUAAUUCGCAAGGAAUGUUUAUUAAGGUAUAGAGCAAAAAAGAAAAUGUGGAUGAAUAGGACUCUUUAUGAAUGUAGAAAAUAAAUAGCAGAUAGACGAUUACGUUUUAAUGGUUAGUUUUUAAAUUGUGAUGAAGAGAAAAAAAUAAUAAAAAUACAUAAAAUUUUAGGGAACCAUUACGUAAGGAUAAAAAAUAAUAACAUCAAAAUAAAUGGCAUAAAAAAAAUAAAACAUUUAAAUAAAGAAUAAAUAUUAGAGAAAAUAGAUAAGCUAUUGCCUUGCGAGAUCAAAAAAAGAAUACAAAAUAAAUAAAUACUGUUUAAAUUACUCUGA
This is a messenger RNA of Paramecium pentaurelia, 642 nucleotides long. The record is from the annotation of a GenBank genome assembly. Lineage: Eukaryota; Ciliophora; Oligohymenophorea; Peniculida; Parameciidae.